Molecule: messenger RNA, 4719 nt
Organism: Paramuricea clavata
Lineage: Eukaryota; Metazoa; Cnidaria; Anthozoa; Malacalcyonacea; Plexauridae
Source: the annotation of a GenBank genome assembly
AGGACACGGAGUCCUAUGAAGUUACACAUCUGGUCAUACUUAAUCUGUGACUGAACUGGACUAUACUGCACUGUAGUGUUUCUACCAUAUGAUACCAGGUACCAUCUUUACAGGAUCAACAUGGAUGAUACUGCAGAAAUUUAUCAACGUGCUAAAUACCAGGCUGUUCACAGCAGAAAUUCAUCAGGAUUUUCUUCCCUCGAAGAUGGUCGAGAAUGUGAGAGAUCGACAGGGCUGAACGUCUGUUACAGCACUUCAGAUCUCUCUGAGAAAUCGAAACACGAGGAUACAAUUGCCAGAUUGCAAUUUGAACUUGAGGCAGUAAAAUGUCGCAACAAAAGAAUGGAAAUGCAAAUGGCAUCUGAGAGAGAACAAUUUCGCAAAGAAAUUGAAAUAUUGAAGACCUCCGCAAUUGAGUAUCAAGAUCAACUCCAGAAAAAGAACCAUGAAUGUGAUGAGUUGCUUGGAGAAAUUGGACGAUUAGAAUUUGAGGCAGAGCAAGAAGUGAAUGAAAGAAAACAUGAAGUUCUUUUUCAGCAGAUUUUUUCUCAAAACACGGCCGAAGUUCACAUGAUUAAUCCAACAUAUACAGAACGUCGUUGUGAGUUGGAGUCUGAAUGUUCUGUGUCGACUGAGCAGCCAAUAGACACAGUUGAAACACUAGCAUCUGCAACAGAUGAAGAAAAUGUAGACGUCGUGACCAUUAUACCACCACAGAUUGAGCCAUAUUCUGGCCAUAUGCAUGAACAAAUCAGUCCUUUACCACCGCAGAAUGAGGCAUAUUCUAACAUGGCUUUGGAUGAUUCAAAUGACGAGCAACAAGGAGACUGUUUUGAUAAUAACGAAAUGGAAACUAAUGGUGAAAUGGCAUCUUCGUCUGCGAACAAUGACCGUAGUUAUCGACAUCUGUUGGAAUUUAUUGCACAAUCGUUAUUGUUCGAUGAUGUCGUGAAACUCAAGGAUUGGGCAAGUAAGAGAUUCUCAAUCGACAACUCUGAAAAUGUAGCUGAUGUUCUGUUACACCUUGAUCAAACCGGAGUCAUUCAUGCUUCAAAUUUAAAUGAACUCCGUGAUUUCUUCGAAUCCAUUAAGAGGGUUGAUCUGGUCUACAUAAUUGACGAGUUUCUACAUGGUAACUAUAUAUAGUGUGCUUCAGGUGUAUACUUCAAAAUCGAAACAUUGACUGUACUUCUUUCAUAAUACAGUAAAAACCAGCAUUAAAAACCACCUGCUUGAAAUUUCACAAUUAAGCACAAAAAAAAAUACAAGAACUAUGUCCAGCUGACAAAGCCGACUUUGCCGAAUUUCAUAAAACAAUUGUUGCUACAGCGUAUUUCCUCUAUUUAGCACCCACCAGUCGAGAUGCGUUGAAAAAAUUAAGCCCGCACCCUCUAUUUAGCCCCCAACCUCUAUUAAAUAAAUCGCAUAGCGACAUACGAACACUAAAGGUCCAUACAGACCGGACGCGAUUUGGCAACGCGACGCGAAUUUUCAAUGACAUCUAACUUCAAUAUUUUUCUAUGUUUUUCAAAUAUUCGGACCACUUAAGCAAUUUUAGCUAUUUGGUCUGCAUAUCUUGUAACAUUUUUAUCCGUUGACGGUUUUAUUUGUUUUUUAAAACUAAAAAUUUGCGUCGCGUUAUUGUCGAAUCGCGUCCGGUCUGUAUGGACCUUAACGCGUUUUACCGCGCUCUGCACUGGAAUCGCAGGCCCGCAGAUUCAAUUCCUGCCAGAGGGCCUGUAGUUGUAUUUUUCGCAACUGCUCCUGGUGAGGUCUAAAAAAUGUAUAAAAUUUACACGAGAAAGCUGCGGAUUGAAAGGGAUUCAACUAGCUGAAGAAUACAAGUAAAACUUCGACGUUUCGAGCGAAGACCCUUCGUCGGGAAGAUUGUAGUAUGGAUCAGGAACUAAAUACAUGAACUUUUAUACUAAUAAUAUAUAAAAGCGAUCAAGUGACAAAAAAUAAACAAUCAGAUGGAUUUGGUCAAAACACAGUGGUCAAAACAAAGUGUAAACAAAAAAUGUAAAUCACAUUACAGAACAUAUUACUAAGGACAAGGAAAGGAAGCUACGGGAUAAUUAAAAAAAAGAUAAGGAAUACAAUGAAACAAGUAAGGAAUAAGGUAAGAAUUAUAGGCCCCGUUCAUUCAUACGGGGUCGGAUGACUCCCCGCUUUCGAAAGCCUUGCACAAUACUAUACAUAUAUUUCGCCUUGCACGAUACUACAUGUAUCGCAUGAAACCGGACGAAUUCCAGCACAGCUAACCGUAUGACUUCGAGACCAAGUAAAAUUAAGUCUCGUUUUGUACUGGGGCCGGUUGUAUAAAAAAGUGAUUAAAGUUAACUAUAGUUAGUGGAAAUGUCAUCCAAUAAGAAGCGCGUAUUUGAGAGUUAAUCACUAUUUAACUACAAAAUAGUGAUUAAAAAGUGAUUAAGAGUUUUAUACAACUGGCCCCUGGAAUGGCUCCUAAAUUAGACGAAGCCAUGUGAACAGUGGAAUCGAUCUUUUUCAAGACUAUUUUGCGCGGCAGAGGAUUGGGAUUGACUGGCUGACUGACUCGUAAUUAAUCAUGUUCCGUGUGUUAGGCAAGAUUUUAUUUCCAUCUUUUGACUUAAUCGCAAGCAGUAUAGGUUAAACGUGAGAACAUUGUCUUGUUUUGCUGAAGUGUUCGAGUGGUUAAUUAAAUUCGUGGUAUGCACUGAUAACACUGAAUAAAGAAGAAUUUUUAAGAGAAAGUUGAUUAAAUUUUUCCAUCAUGUUUCUAGUUUAUAACGAUGAUUCUGUAAAUAAAAAAUUAUAUUUUAUUUAGCCUUCAACCUCUAUUUGCACCGCCCCCCCCCCCUCCCCCACCCAGUCCAGAACCACUGGGGAAAUAAGACUUCUGCGGUGGGUUAUUGAAAUAAAGGAAAUACUGUUUGUAAGAACCAGUCUGUUUCCAAAAUAGUACUAUGGUUGUUUUAUAUGCAGAUUUUUACUGAUUGCUGCUUUGUAGUACAUUUUAUCGUAUAACUUAUAUGUACAUGCAUUGCGAGGAUUAAAUUAAUCGUGAGGAUUCAGCUACAAUCUUGGCCAAAAACCAUAGAACUUCAACGAUGGACGAUUUUCUCCUUAUAUUUCACUUCUUCCACCCUCCUCCCCCCCCCCAUUCAAUGUUGUUUUAUGUAACUAUAAUAGAUGGAAAUCUGGCACAACAAUACUGUGACCGACAACAUUGACUGGGGGGAGUUGUCAUACUUGUAACAAAAUGCAACAAAAAUAAAUUUCACGGGAAAACUAAUGCAAACGUUCAGCCGUUUUCCAAGCUUUUGGCCAAGGUUGCGGUUUCUUACAUUUCGCAGCAAGGUUUUUUUAAACUAAACAAAAGAAAGUUCAACAAUAUAACCUUUCUACUUACGAUAAAAUGAUAAACAAAAUAAUUGCUGUCACCUUUCCGCUCGGCCCCUCUUUAGAUAUAGUGCUGUUUAACGUGAUGCUAACACUUACAUCAGUUGUAAAGAUAGAGCUAUGUAGGGAGCUGCUGGAGGUCUUGGCCCUACCCAGGUUUUCCUGUACCGCAGGUUUUUUCCUGGCCUCCCUGAUUAUCCAGCUUUAGCAUAAGGGUUGGCAUCCCGUAAACGGCAUUCUUAAAGUUGCCUCCGUACUCAUUCUCGCAAUUCAAUCAGAUUUCUAAACAUGGAAUAUUGAGUGAUGGACAGUUAUCUUUGAAAUGGUUCCUCGUUAUAACAGGUUCACUUGUUCCUCCAGGAAAAACCAAGGAUAGCUAGAGCACUUCACCGUUCGAGCACUUACUUGCCCAAAAUUUAUGCAGUAAAAUGCGUCUGUUGUCCGGCCAGUUAGUAUAAAAUAACCGGCCGGAUACCGGAUAUUUAUUUAAGGUUCAGGCCUUUUUAGGAUAAAAAUGAUGUAAUAUUCAUGGCUUAGCAGGUAUGAGUAUUUAAUGAGCAGCUGGCAAUAUUGACAAGAUUUUUCAUGUCCCCUUGCAAUAUACGAACAAAUGGGUUCGAAAUUUUUUUACUACUGGCUUUUCCAACCACUAUAUAUUAUGCAUGCAUGUUUAUCGAUGUUGGACUGUAAAGUUCUUUCCUAUCAUUUCCAGUCAAUAUAUUACAAACACUAUCACUUUAUAACAAAUGAACAUAAUUAUUUACCCUUGGAUGAUUAGGUCUGAACCUUAUAUAAUCAAUAUUCGGGCGGAUAAUCAGGUCAGAUAUCAUGCAUAAAUCAUACAAUGGACAAUUACGCAUUCAGUUUUCUCUGCCCGGCAGAGCAAGACAAACCUUUGACAAUUUUCAUUCCAUUUUCGUACAAAAUGAUCCAAAAUAUAAUCGAUUUGGUCUUGGCCGUUUACUAUUUAUAAUAGUCGUUCGACAUUUUUGAGUUAUAAUGCCAAAAGACAAAAACACACAGUCACUGACACACAAUUCAUACAAACCCAGGUGAAAACAUAACCUGGCGUAGGUAACCAGCAUUAAAAAAAAACUGGAUUAAGACCACCUGCCUGAAAUUUUUAAUUGGUUAGUAAGAACGAAAAACAAGAGCAAUUUACGGCUGACAAAGCCGACUUUGUCUGAAAUCGUACAAAGUUCCUGUUAUAUAUAAGAACCACUUCAGCCAGUCCAUAUACGUAGUGGAAGAAUAGCUUACACUGUUAUAGCUAAACUGUUGUAUUUUGUAAAUACUGUAAAUAAUUUAGCUUUCUUUAAAUAAAGUCUAAUUAUA